Molecule: messenger RNA, 282 nt
Organism: Ordospora colligata OC4
Lineage: Eukaryota; Fungi; Microsporidia; Ordosporidae
Exons: 1
Coding region: 1-282 (93 amino acids)
Cellular component (GO): ribonucleoprotein complex
Molecular function (GO): RNA binding
Source: RefSeq, a predicted model, not a curated record
AUGGAUCCUAUUGAAACACAGAUUGUUUUUGUUCGUAAUCUUCCAAAGAGUGUUGAUAAGGAUCUGAUAAUGCGACUGUUUGGAGAGUAUGGAUCAAUAAUGCAGAUACGGAUAGGAAACGAAGUACGCACUGAGGGAACGGCAUUUGUAGUAUAUGGAAGUGUUGAGUGUGCAAGAAAGGCAAUAAGGCAUAUGAAUGGAUACUAUCUUGAAGAAAAGUACCUGAAUGCUGGAUAUUGGCAACCAUUUGACAAGUUUAGGUGGAUGGUAGGCCGAAAGUGA